Molecule: messenger RNA, 1334 nt
Organism: Jatropha curcas
Lineage: Eukaryota; Viridiplantae; Streptophyta; Magnoliopsida; Malpighiales; Euphorbiaceae
Source: RefSeq, a predicted model, not a curated record
CAAGAAGUUAAAACGAAGAACGUAAUGAGACGAAGAAAGUCCCGCAAGUAAAUAAGCAUUACAACUUAAAACAAAGAACGUGAAAAUGGAAGACAUAUGGAAGAGGGCAAAGCUCUUCGCAGAAGAAACGGCCAAAAAAUCACAAACCCUAACUUCAUCCAACAAAAUUGCUGAUCUAGUCGCCGAGACCGCUAAGAAAUCCAAAGAGCUCGCAUUGGAAGCGUCCAAGAAAGCCGAUGAGCUGAAAACCGCCGCUCUUAAGCAAGCCGAUCAGAUCCAAAUCAAGUCUAUUUCAGAUAUCAUUCCUCCUCAACUCUCCUCUCUCUCGAUUGUGAAUUCUUCUUCCUCUUCUUCGGGAUCGGCGGAUUCGGAUACUGAGGAGCUUCGCAAGUUUGGCGUCACUGAUGAUUUGAGAGAUUUUGUUAAGGGACUGACUUCCAGUACUUUCCAGAACUUUCCAAUUCAAGAUGAAGCUGAGGUGUCUGAUGUGCCGACUACUGCAUCAAAUGUACGGAAAGAUCUUAAUGAGUGGCAGGAGAGACAUGCCACACUCGUGCUCACUAACGUUAAGCAAAUCUCGAAGUUAAGAUAUGAAUUAUGUCCACGAGUGAUGAAAGAAAGGAGAUUCUGGAGGAUUUAUUUCACGCUUGUGAGCACUCAUGUUGCGCCGUAUGAGAAGCAGUACAUGGAGGAGAUUAAGCGCAAAGCAGAAGAGCAGAUAAAAGAUGACAAAUUGAAACAAAGUGCAACAUCUGGGGAUAAUUCUACAUCUGAGGUGAUAGAAAAGAACCUGAAAAGCAGGACAUCAACUGCAUCAUCAGCUGAGCAGGACUUGGACUCUUUUCUUUUGGGAGAUCUUGAAGACAGUGAUGGAGGUCCAGAUGAUGCGGAUGGCGAUGGUAGCUUUGAUGAUGAUUUUGACAAAAUUGGCAAUUCGGAUAUUGAAGAUGAGAAAAAUCUGAAGAAAGCAACUGCUGCUACUAGUUAGAUUCAUAAGAGAUUAUCAAGUGAAGAUAAGAAACUAGCUUUUGAAAAGGAUGGGGAAGGGAACUAUGAAAGAGAAGGCAAGCAAUGCUCUACCUUCAAAAUUUUAUAAAUGGUGGUUCAUGAAACCACUAGUUUGGUACCCUGCAGCAAAUAUUGGUUAUGGUAGAGAUAUAUGUUGCACAGUUUGUAUUAGAUGUUAUUUGCUUUGUUUCAUUACUAUAAAAUGUUCUGGUACUGAUAGGAUCGAAGUUCGUUUCUGUUUAUUUAGAGGUUGAAACCUUUGAUUGAUGCUGUGUACAGAUUUCUUGAUUCAGCUAUUCAAAAUUUUCAGUUUAAUAUUCUAAGAA